AUGGGGUCUCACAAUCUGACCAAAGCCGUGCGGCUCUCUGACCCUGUCGACACGACAACUCCCUACGAUGUAUCAGGCCUCGUCGGCAAGACGAUUCUCAUCACCGGCGGCGCUCUGGGAAUAGGGGCUGCUUUCGCUCGCCAAUGGGCUUCCAAUGGAGCCAAUAUUGCUGUUGGCGAUAUUAACGACGAGGCCGGUCAGAAUCUUGUUGCCGAGCUCAGGAGAGAUCAUCCAAGAGGCGCACACCAUUACUUCCAUUGCGAUGUUGGAAACUGGGACUCCCAGGUGGCGUUCUUCAAGGACACGGCCGCUGCGUCGCCACAUGGCGGCAUAGACAUUGUCGUUGCCAACGCCGGCAUCAGCCGCCCCUUGGAUAAUUCUCACUUCGAGAACCCUAUGGCCUGUGCUGACGACCCGGACGCACCCACGAGACCAAGUACCACGACUAUCGACAUCAAUAUCACGGCCGCCAUGCACACGGCCCAUCUCGCCAUGUUCUGGCUCCCGCGCAACGGCGGUGCCAACAAGCUCAAUGCCGCCAGGAACGCUACCUGGCAAACGGUCGACAAGAGCCGCGACCGCUGCCUCCUGCUUCUGGGCUCUGUGGCCGGACUGGUUCCCUUUGUCGAGCAGACGCAGUAUACUAUUUCCAAGCAUGCCAUCACCGGUCUCUUCCGCUGCCUGCGGGGCUCGGCCUGGAAGCAUGGCAUUCGUGUGAACAUGGUGUGCCCCUACUUCAUCAGCGGCUCCAACAUGUUUCCCGCCGCUGUCGAAGCCGUUCUCCUGUCAGGCGGCGCGGGCGGCGCACAGUUCCCGGACGUCAUCGACGCCGCGACGAGGCUCGUGGCGGACGAGACCAUCGUCGGCCGGGCGCUGGUCAUCGGGCCCAGCGUGCAGGAUGGCGAGGGCCCAGCCGCGCUGGAGGGAAAGGCCGAGAAGAAGGCCAUCUGGGAAUGCUAUGCAGAAGACUAUACGGACGCCGACAUGUUCGUGUGGAGGUGGGUUAACAUUGUCAAUGCCGUCGAGAAGGCGCGAGGAUGUUACGGCGUGGCAGUUGAUGUAUUGAACAUACUUUUCCGGCGGAGAUAG
This is a messenger RNA of Verticillium alfalfae VaMs.102, 1089 nucleotides long. Its product is annotated as AdhA. The record is from RefSeq and is a predicted model, not a curated record. Gene Ontology annotation, molecular function: oxidoreductase activity. The transcript has a single exon. Bases 1 to 1089 code for a protein of 362 amino acids. NCBI's taxonomy places the organism in Eukaryota, Fungi, Ascomycota, Sordariomycetes, Glomerellales, Plectosphaerellaceae.